This is a messenger RNA of Branchiostoma floridae (Florida lancelet), 2088 nucleotides long. Its product is annotated as laccase-3-like. The transcript is spliced from 8 exons. Gene Ontology annotation, molecular function: oxidoreductase activity; copper ion binding. Gene Ontology annotation, cellular component: plasma membrane. The record is from RefSeq and is a predicted model, not a curated record. NCBI's taxonomy places the organism in Eukaryota, Metazoa, Chordata, Leptocardii, Amphioxiformes, Branchiostomatidae. Bases 46 to 2088 code for a protein of 680 amino acids. Gene Ontology annotation, biological process: iron ion transport.
UGCAGAACGCCUGGCACAGCAAAUUGUCAGGAUUCAAAAACUGACAUGGCAGGGCCCAGACCUGGCUUGGCUGCCUUGCUCUGCACGUUAGUGCUGCCAGUAGGAGGGGAGAUCUGUGGAGAUGCCGUGUGCAACUACCAGUUUGUUAUUAGACGGGCUCGAACUAUGACUCACACCCGGACCGUUGGGGGCAGGGUACAAAAUAAUCAGGUCUCCAUAACCAAUGACGGCCAUCUUGAACUCUUCACGACAUUGGGCCUGGACACUAACCGGGACGAUGUCAAUGGCACGCGUGUUUGGGCAGAUGACGUCAUCACUGCUGACGGUGUGCAGAGGAACAUUAUUCUAGUGAACGACCAGUUCCCAGGACCUGCUAUAGAAGUCGUGGAAGGUGCACAGGUAGCGGUCACAGUUGUCAACCAACUUCUGACAGAUGCCCUCACCAUCCACUGGCAUGGCCUGCACAUGCGCAACACGCCGUGGAUGGACGGUGUCCCGUCCGUCACACAAUGCCCCAUCAUGCCGCACGAGAGCUUCACCUACCGCUUUCGCGCGUUCCCUGCAGGGACGUUCUACUACCACUCCCACAUGAGCAGCCAGAUGGCUGACGGACUCUUCGGCGCUCUCAUCAUACAUAACAGCCAGCCGACCGUGCCUUCCAUCCCCCUCCUGUUGAACGAUUGGUAUCACGAGGAAGCAGAGACUCUGGACAUCGCCAGCAAGUACAACCUUUAUCACAAAGGAGCAGGGCAGUUCGAAUAUGACGAAUUUCCAAGAGGGUAUUCUGUGGAUGGAGUAGAGAUUAUCGGUCGUCUAUUUGUCUCGGCCUUGAUAAACGGACGUGGAAGGUACAAGUCAAACAAAGCGCCACUAUCUAAGUUUACCGUGAGGGAGGGACAGAAGAUUCGCAUGAGGUUGAUCCAUGGAGGAGGCGAUCACAACUUCAAGGUUUCCAUCGACCAACAUGCUCUGCGCGUGCUUGCCUCCGAUGGUCACGACAUUGAGCCACUGACCGUGGACGCCAUCAUUGUGUCACCCGGUGAGAGGUUUGACUUCGAGGUUGACGCCAGCGCAUCACCCGACCUGUACUGGAUCCGGGCGGAAACCCUUCGGGAGGGAACCUGUGUGACAUGUUCCAACGAAAAUAUCACCAUUACGCCUGAUGACGUUGUCGAGGAUGCCAGAGCGGUGUUGGUCUACCAAGGCUCCUCUUCCGAUGAAGAUCCAACGUCUCAAGCUCGCCAGUGCACUACCAAAAACCCCUGCAUUUUCCUAAACUGUCCAUUUGGGGGAUACCCGGACGACCAUUACAUAGUCUGCAUCAGCAUUGCCAACACAAGUACCCCAGCAUCACCCCAGGAUGAGGCAGAUGAAGAUGAAGAUGUCGAGGAGUAUUUUCUGAACUUUGGAUUCCACGUGGGAUCCAACAUCAACGGGCGUCGGUUUCUUCCUCCAACCAGUCCGCUUCACCAACCUCCAAGUACCAAUUUUAUCACCCCGUGUCCACCAGAGCAGUGUCAGCAACUGGGUUGCCAAGACCAUUCAGCUUGUUCUAGCAAGUCAUCAAAAACACGGAGGUUUGGAAACGCACAUCACAACGUCCAUAUCCAUGGAUACACAUUUGAUGUAGUGGCAUCGGGGUAUCCUGGCUUCAACAGGACUACAGGGGUCUUCGAGCACAGCAACCCUGACGUUGUGUGCAGCAAUGAGCUAUGCAGUACCGUCACAUGGCGGCAGGGGGCGCCAUCCUUCAAGGUCAAGAAUGCACCACGGAAGGACACAGUUUUGCUUCCAGCCCACGGAUACACAGUGGUCCGAUUUAGGUCUGACAACCCCGGUUUCUGGUUUCUCCACUGUCACCAGUCCAUGCACCUGGCUGAGGGGAUGGCCAGGGUGCUGAACGUGGCGGGAGACCGCCACCCAGCGCCACCUAGCGGCUUCCCCAAGUGUGGCAACUUCAGCUGGAGUGAGGAGGAGUACGAGGCCGCCAUGUCUGGAGCUUGGCCUGCGAAGCAAAAGGUUUGUAGUCUAUAUCAAAUUCAUACUUUUUACUUUUUACUUCAUUGUAACCACAUUUGCCAGAAAUAA